GUUGAAUUCAGGCAUUCAGCCCUGCUCUAUCUACUCUGCUCACGAAGGGGUUAGGAGUAGACUGGAGACUUGGGCUUCACUUCACCUGCUCCUCAGACUUCAGGCUCCACGCAAUUCGACUUCACCUGCACCUGCUGCUGCAUCUCGUCAUCACCUGGUAGUUCAGUUGCUGCUGAUUGAGGAGGACGAGGAGGCAGCGGCCAUGGCGACGGCGAAGCCCAUCCUGUACGGCGCCUGGAUCAGCUCCUGCUCCCACCGUGUCCGCAUCGCUCUCAACCUCAAAGGUGUGGAUUAUGAGUACAAGUCAGUAAAUCCCAGGACAGAUCCAGAUUAUGAAAAAAUCAAUCCAAUAAAAUAUAUUCCUGCACUAGUAGAUGGGGACAUAGUCGUUUCCGACUCUCUUGCCAUCUCAUUGUAUUUAGAAGAUAAAUAUCCUGCGCAUCCGCUCCUGCCUAAAGAUCUUAAGAGGAAAGCUCUUAAUCUUCAGAUAGCUAACAUAGUUUGUUCAAGCAUUCAACCUCUUCAAGGCUAUGCUGUUAUUGGUUUGCAUGAGGGCAGCAUGAGCUUUGAUCAGGGCCUUCAAAUAGUUCAGCAUUAUAUUGACAAGGGAUUCAGAGCCAUUGAAAAGCUUUUGGAUGGAUGCGAGAGUAAAUAUGCUACUGGAGAUGAUGUCCAAUUGGGUGAUGUGUUUCUAGCACCACAGAUCCAUGCCGGCAUAAAUCGUUUCCAAAUUGAUAUGUUGAAGUACCCGAUUUUGGCAAGACUUCAUGAUGAAUACAUGGAAAUCCCAGCAUUUCAAGCUGCGCUUCCUAAAAAUCAGCCAGAUGCACCAUCAUCAUAAAUAAUCAAGAUUAUCAUGCUAAAUUAAAAUGCAUGCUUUUCGAUAAUAUAUUGGAAGGGGAGUCACUGCUUCAAAACUGGGCCGUUUCCUAAACAGUUUGAGAAACUUGUUGUUUCCUAAUAAUGUGUACAGUUCAUGGAGACUCCAGCAAAUGUUUGAGAAAUUUGUUGUUUCCUAAUAAUGUGUACAGUUUGAAUGAAGUCUUAAUGCUGCAUAUUCUGAAUGCAGCACAAUAAUUGAGGUUCUAAUCAGUUAACAA
Molecule: messenger RNA, 1100 nt
Organism: Setaria italica (foxtail millet)
Lineage: Eukaryota; Viridiplantae; Streptophyta; Magnoliopsida; Poales; Poaceae
Product: glutathione S-transferase
Exons: 9
Coding region: 203-841 (212 amino acids)
Biological process (GO): glutathione metabolic process; L-phenylalanine catabolic process
Cellular component (GO): cytoplasm
Molecular function (GO): maleylacetoacetate isomerase activity; glutathione transferase activity
Source: RefSeq, a predicted model, not a curated record